Molecule: messenger RNA, 3605 nt
Organism: Prionailurus viverrinus (fishing cat)
Lineage: Eukaryota; Metazoa; Chordata; Mammalia; Carnivora; Felidae
Product: two pore calcium channel protein 1-like
Exons: 22
Coding region: 863-2995 (710 amino acids)
Biological process (GO): transmembrane transport; monoatomic ion transport
Cellular component (GO): membrane
Molecular function (GO): monoatomic ion channel activity
Source: RefSeq, a predicted model, not a curated record
CCAUGGCAGCCGGCGGUGUGCAGCCUGACCUACGGCGCGGCGGCGGGGUCAAACGGGAGGAGCGCAGGGUGGGGCGUGCGCAGCGCGCCCUGCGGCGCCUUCGCUCAAAACUCACGACUUCUGGCUCGCCUUCUCUAGUUUGGCCGGCCGGUGGGUGUCCCCUUCUUCCCUCCUCGGGCCCUCUACGGUAGUUAUUGUUUGGCGUUCGUCAAACAGACCGAUGGCUCUCCUUACCAGCUUGAUGAUGAAUGUGAACAUGUUGAAGAAGCUCAUAUAGCAAAGGACUGCAGGUGGCCUCUAGGAACAUCAGGAUCCCCCCCAGCCCACAGCUGGCAAGAAGAUGGAGACUUCAGUUGUACAGCCCAAGGAAAUUAACCACCCUGUCAACCUGAAUAAGCUUGGAAGCAGGAUCUUCCCCGGUUCCACCCCCAAAAGCGGACACAAGCAGAGGAGUGGGGAAGAAUCUGAGGCAGGCUCCACACUGUCAGCACAGAGUCUGAUGCAAGGUUCGAUCUCACAACUGUGAGAUCAUGACCUGAGCUGAAAUCAAGAGUCAGACACUUAACCGACUGAACCACCCAGGAGCUAUAAUGUGCUUCUUCAAGUCUCCCUUGGUGGUUUCUAAUUCUGGAGAUGUGCACAGUAGAAUGGUCUCCCACAAUCCUUUCAGAAAGAACAGGAAAGCCCUUCUGUAUUCUUCUUCUGUAAAGAAGACACCAGCCUAUCUCCUCAUAAUUCUGAGGAGGACCAGAACCUUCUCUUGGCAGCUGCCUAUGUUUCUGAUGCCCAGUACAACAGAAAUGUUCCAUUUGAAACAUCUCCUCGGGCCAUCAGACUUUACUAUUUUUAUAACCACUGGACAAUGCAAGUAGCCAUCUACUUCUUUAUUUGUGUCGACCUCUCUCUCGCCCUGUUUGAAGAACCGGCACUGUUUCCCCUGCCUUUCUUGGCUACCUCGUUAGCAGAAGUACUCUGUCUGACUGCAUUCUUUGGGAGACUUGUACAUUUUGCAAAAGUCACUCCUCAAAUGGUUUUCUGGAAGGAUACGAAAAACAUCUGCAUCAUGGUAACCAUCGUGCUGACCUUGAUUGAUCUGAUUAUCUAUGGGUCCCUGGAAGCUGUGAACAUCCACAGCGUUCGAUGGUCAAGGGCCUUAAGACCAGUCUUCCUAAUUAACUUCCCUGAAAGUCGUCAGAUCCGAAGAACUUUCAGAAGCAUCCGGAACACUCUGCCCGAUAUUCUCUACGUCUUCCUCCUGUUUAUGUUCAGUGUGCUGAUAUUCUCCCUUAUGGCCUUGAAGCUUUUUGGGGAUAGGGGUCUUAAAACAGUGGAAGGAUUGCCCUACUUCACAAAUAUCCUGGACAUAGUGUUUGAGCUCUACGUGCUGGUCACUACCGCGAACAGCCCCGAUGUCAUGAUGCCUGCCUAUAACUUCAAUUGGUGGUACUGUCUGUACUUUAUAACCUACACCAUCAUCAAUACCUACAUCUUCAUGUCCGUCUUUCUGGCCGUGGUCUACAACAAUUAUAGGAAGCACUUAAAGAAUGAGAUUCGCAAACUGGCGUACCUGAAACGUCACAAAAUGAUAGAGGCGUUCAACAUUCUGAAAGUCAAGGUGGGCACGGAGUUUGUGGUCACGGAGUCCCAGUGGAGGCGGCUGGCCAAGGUCGUGGCACCACACAUCAGCAGUCCCCACCUGGAGCUCCUCUUGAGGAUCUCCGACGAGGGACAGAAGGGGCACGUGGACAAAGUGAACUUUCUGCGCUUGGCCGAUCUCCUCAACAUUCAGGUGGUCACCAUCAACAUCAGGAGACACCCACUGGAAGACUGGAUGCCUCGGGCAUACCGGUCAUCCGCAAGCCUCUUGGUCCAGAGGAUGGUUCAGCACAGGAUUUUUGUCUGGGUUUAUGAUGUCAUCAUUCUAAUAAAUGCCAUAUUCAUUGCUCUGGAUGAGAGAAACCCCUUCAUUUCCUACGCAGAAUGGCUUUUCCUUUCUCUCUACAUUAUUGAAAUUCUCCUGAAACUGUACACAUACGAGCCCAGAGCCUAUUUUGGCAGAAGGCAGUUCUGGAACUGGUUUGAUACGCUGAUCAUCAUCGCGGCCCUGGUGGCCACUGUGGCCAACACCACCAUUCAGUCAGCAAGAAAAUACAACAGUCAGCAGAUACUGGAUAUUGUGCUGAUCUUGAGGAUACUCCGGCUCUUAAGGAUCAUUGUCAGCAUUCAGAGGUUCCGGGUCAUCGUGACGACCUUAAUUAACAUUGGGCCCACGAUACUGACGUUCGGUGGACUCGUCUUGGUGGUCUACUAUGUGUUCGCUAUCAUCGGGAUGGAAGCGUUCCAUGGCAAAGUCCGGUUCUCUGACCCGAAUUUCACCAGUCCUGAUGCUCUGGUGUGUGGGAACCCAGCCUUGAAAGAUUCAGCAUUUGCCCGAGACAGGUACUGCAAGAACAACUUCAACGACCUGGCCUCCUCGUUCAUCGUGCUGAUGGAGCUCACGGUGGUUAACCAGUGGCACGUCCUCGCGGGCGGCUUUGCCCUCGUGACUCACCAGGCGGCGAAGCUGUACUUCAUCGGCUUCCACAUCGUGGUCGUCAUUCUCAUCGUUAAUAUUUUCAUAGCAUUCAUCUUGGAGGCAUUUUUUGUGGCAUAUUCCUUAGAGAAAAGUGAAGUAGAAACUGCUAUCGAGAAGAAGAUUCAAGAGCUCGGAGUGGGAAUCCAAGAAGAAGAAAUGCAGGACGGGAAGCUCGUUGAUAAUGUGGAUGCUAAGGACAGUGGCUUUAGUGGGGACGGUGGAGACAACAAAAGGAAGGACCUGAAAGGCUUGUACUUCAGAAUUGCAUCCAAAAAGUACAGGACCGUGGACGCCUUGCUGCAGCAGAUGUUUGAGUCUGAAAUUGCCCCAGAGGAGGAAGGCCCUUCGUUGGAUGAGAUUCUGAACUUUUCACCUGGUGACCUAUAUCCCAAGAAUCCCAAUUUCGAAAACAGUGCGUGAUCCUGGACCUUUAAGGGUGCACACGUGGAAACCAAGCUGGGCGGCCAUCCCUUCUGGCUUAUUCUAUCUAGAGGUGAUUUUCCCAGCCCAGGUCGCUCUGUGCUGUGACCAGCCUGCGCAUCGGCCCCUCCUGCCCUGAGCCACCAGCUGAAAGGUGUGGAAAGGCUGCUUCCGAGUGCCCCGCCUGGGGUUGUUCUGAGGUCUGAUCAGGGCAGUAAGGAGGGGGAAAUCUUGGAAGAGAUUUUGAGGGGCACUGAUCAUACACAUGGACCUACCCGUGUGACGUCCCUUCAGUGGGUGUGUAAAAGCUUUUCAUUUAUUUUUAUGUGAUAUUUUGCGAUUCUAUUAAAUCACAUGCUACAGUGUUACGUGAAUGAAUUUUGAAUAUUUACAUAUGGUAAAGGAAUAGAUCUAAUACAGUAGCUUUUAGAUGUGGUGUUUAUUCAAAAUGAAGGAAAACAUGAAUGCGAAAAUAAAAUUCUGUCACAGUUGCUUCUUUUUCCAGGGAAGGCUCUCAAAGCUUCUUUUUUUUUUUUUUUUUUUUAACGUUUAUUUAUUUUUGAGACAGAGACAGAGCAUGAACAGGGGAGGGGCAGAGAGAGAGGGAGAC